Parathielavia appendiculata is the source of this 1496-nucleotide messenger RNA. RefSeq lists its product as uncharacterized. The transcript has 2 exons. Bases 151 to 1080 code for a protein of 309 amino acids. Gene Ontology annotation, cellular component: nucleus. The record is from RefSeq and is a predicted model, not a curated record. Gene Ontology annotation, biological process: poly(A)+ mRNA export from nucleus. NCBI's taxonomy places the organism in Eukaryota, Fungi, Ascomycota, Sordariomycetes, Sordariales, Chaetomiaceae.
CUCAUCAAUCGCUACCUUCAUAGUUGACGACAAGCUCUACUUGAUUACAUUCUGGCAUUCCCCAAAGCGUUUCGACAGACACGAUUCGCACAACUCCAAUCCCUUUUUGUUCAAAACUCAGCGCCGCCACUGAGCGCAAGCAUUCUCGCCAUGGCCGACUAUAAUUCCAUGAAAGUCCCAGAGCUUAAGAAGUUACUUGCAGAGCGGGGCCUUCCUCACACCGGCAACAAGGCGGAUCUCAUUGCCCGUCUUACCGAGAACGACAAGCAGAAGGCGGCUGAGAGCGCGGAGUCGCAGGCCGACUCCUCCAACCCGCCCGCCGAAGACGAGAUUGACUACGAGGACGAUGACCUGCCCGCUCCCGUAAGCGAAAAACCUGUGCCCGCUGCUCCUGCUCCCGCCGCCGAGAAGGCCGAGGACGCGCCUGCAGAGCCCAAAACAGACGCGGCAACAACCACCACGACCGAAGCACCUAAGGCCGCCGGUGGCGACAGCGACAGGUCAACCACGGAAGGUGCCGCCGCCACCACAACCGCCGCCGCCGCUGGAGAAGAAGCAGCGGCAGCAGCCAAAUCAGCCUUCAGUCAGAACCUCGCGCCAACCAACCCGAAGACAGAAGCCGAGAAGCGCGCCGCACGCGCCGCCCGCUUCGGCGUCACGGCCGAUGAGCAGUCCGAGGAGGCAAGGAAGGCCGCGCGCGCCGCGCGUUUCGGCGUGGCUAAUGACCAGGUCUCGGCGCUGGACAGCGCGCUGCCGGAUCGGCCUCGCAAGCGCGGUCGGGCUGCUGGGGAGGGCGAGGGUGCGGCCACUGCUGUUGCUGCCGGGACCAAGGAGGAGGAUGGCGGCCGAGCUAGCAAGAGGAGCAAUCGUGGUGCUGGUGCGGGGAGGAAUCAUCCUCAGCAGCAGCAGCAGAAGGGUGGAAGGGGUAAGCAGGGUGGGAGGAGGCAAGGUAGUGGUGGUGGGAGGGUGCAGAAGGGAGAGAGCAAGGGCAGCGGCGUCAGCAAGGGUCCUAUCGACCCGGCGGAGAAGGCCAAGAUGGAGGCGAGGGCAAAGAGGUUUGCUGCUGCUGCUCCUUCUUGAGGGAAGGUAGGCAGUUCAUCUUUGGCGGAUUUGCUCCUUGUUGGGUUACGGGUUUUCGCUGGUGACUUUGAGGUCUUCAGGGCGGCUGCGGAUGAGCCUUCCAGCUGGCCAGUUACUCACCUCUCUGUUUCGCCCUUUGGGCCUGCCUUCCGUAGGAUUUAUUUGGCCUAUCUCUCUUAUGUCGUCGCGUUGUUCGAUUUUAUUUGCCGACUGAUCAGUGCACAAGAACUUUUUGAUGGGCGGAGGGUAGGGAGAUAACCUAGGUGUAUUCGGUCAAAAAUAAGGGGGGAAGACGGGAUUUUUACAUAUUGUAGCCAUAUCAUACCCCGGGCCAGACUUGGAAGGGCUGAAGUGCUCUCUUUUUGAUGGAACAAGGGGUAGGCAAAAAAGCGGAAAUGAAUUUAGGUGAAGAAAUA